AUGAAACGCUCACGGUGUGUAGGCGGGUGUCUGUGCUUUCUGCUCUUUUAUGGAGGAACGGUUUUUGUUGGAACUUCCCACGGUCUGGGGCUGGCGGUAGCUGCGCUGGCGGAUUCACCGAGUCAUUCUCGCUCCUCCGCCGUGACGCGCGACUCGGAAGACCGUUUUCGGCAUGGACCUUCACUGGUGGAGCUGCCUGGUGCCUCGGCCGCACCGUCUGUGCAGCGCGCCACCACGCACGGGGAGUCGGAGAAGGAUGGACCUUUGAAGAUGGCGAAUCAGUCCCAGCCGAGAAGAUCGAAGAUGGAAACUGCGAACUCUCGAGCGAAGGCAGGCCCCUGUUCUGGCUCUCAUGCGUCUACACAGAAAGACCGUCCGAUGGCAGCAGAAAAAGACACGAAAAAAGGAAAGGCGUCCACGGCGUGUGGACUGCAUGCCUCGCUGCGGCAGCUUCCGCAAGAGAGCGCAAGUCCCGAAACGCAGCAUCUGCAUGCGGAAGAGAGCCGGAGUAAGGACGAAACAGAAGAACACCAAGGGCGUGACCGGGCGGCGCUGAACAUCGCGACAAAAGAAGGUCGGAAGUCGAUGCCUAAGCCCUCGAACGACGCAGAGCAAGCCGUCGUUUAUGUUCCGCUUGUGCAUGUGUUUCCGAUUUUUAUGACUCCGUCACAGCGCUGGAGUGCAGAACGAUUCGCUCAGAUGGUGAGCAGGGGGUCUCUUCUUGCUUUCGCUGGGUUUGAGCCUCUCUACUGA
Molecule: messenger RNA, 753 nt
Organism: Besnoitia besnoiti
Lineage: Eukaryota; Apicomplexa; Conoidasida; Eucoccidiorida; Sarcocystidae
Exons: 1
Coding region: 1-753 (250 amino acids)
Source: RefSeq, a predicted model, not a curated record